Belonocnema kinseyi is the source of this 4916-nucleotide messenger RNA. RefSeq names its product probable multidrug resistance-associated protein lethal(2)03659. Bases 133 to 4023 code for a protein of 1296 amino acids. The transcript has 11 exons. Gene Ontology annotation, biological process: transmembrane transport. Gene Ontology annotation, cellular component: membrane. The record is from RefSeq and is a predicted model, not a curated record. Gene Ontology annotation, molecular function: ABC-type transporter activity; ATP hydrolysis activity; ATP binding. Lineage: Eukaryota; Metazoa; Arthropoda; Insecta; Hymenoptera; Cynipidae.
UUCCAGUUUGUAAAUUAGCGGCCUACGAACUACAAGCUUGGCGCAAAUUAAAAGUUGCAUCUUUAUCAUCAGUUUCAAUUUUAAUUUAUGAAGUCAUGCAAAAAUGCCACGAAACAAUGAAAUUUAAUUAAAAUGGAUAAAGGUGGAAAGAGUCGUCGAAAAAAUCCACGAGAAGAGGCCAACUUGUUCUCCGUAUUUACAUUCGCGUGGGUUUUCAAAUAUUUUCGAAUCGGAUUUAAGCGAGAUAUUCAAGAAGAUGAUCUUUUUUCACCACUGAAAAGUCACUCAAGUCAAUAUUUAGGUGAAAAAUUAGAUUAUUUAUGGACGAAAGACGUAAUGCAAUCUAAGAAAGAUCCCAGGCUUAAACCAAGUCUAUGGAGGGCGCUUCUAAAGUGUUUUGGAGCCGAAAUACUGAGGGUGGGAGUAUGCCAAUUAUUUUUGGAAAUUUUCAUCAAACUUCCUCAGCCAAUUUAUUUGAGCAAAUUGCUAAAAUAUUACAAUAAAAAGAAUGAGAUCUCUACCACAGAGGCAUGUUAUUGGGCUGGGGCCUUAGUUUUGAGCCUCCUUAUAUCUGGACCAUUGUUCCAAUUUAUAAAUUUAUAUAUGGUUCAUUUAGGAAUGAAGUUUAGAGUUUCUUGUUGUUCCUUAAUUUACAGAAAAGUUUUGAGAACAUCAAGAUCUCCUAAAGUGCAAACAACAGCUGGCAAGAUAGUGAAUUUUUUGAGCAACGAUGUUAAUACUUUGGAUUUGACUUUGAUUUCCUGCAAUUUUUUGUGGAUUUCACCCAUCAAGACCGUGAUUAUACUGUAUCUAAUUUACCAGGAAGUGGAACUAUCGGCUAUUCUUGGAACAUUGGUUGUGGUAAUGUUAAUUCCGAUUCAAGGUUACCUAGCCACAUUUGUAAGAAAAAUAAGUUUUAAAGCUGCACUAAAGACUGACGAAAGACUUCGCAUCAUAAACGAGAUUAUUAUGGGAAUGCAAGUCAUCAAGAUGUAUGCCUGGGAAAAACCUUUUGCUUGCUUGGCUAAUACUGCAAGGGCGGAAGAAAUAAGUAUAAUAAGAAAUUCUCUUUUCUUGGACAACACUGUGUUGUCAGUGCAUUGGUAUACAGCAAGAAUUAGCAUCUUUAUCACUAUCGUGAGUUAUAUUCUACUUGGAAACAAAAUCACAGUAGAGAAGGCUUUCAUGAUAACUGCAUUCUUCAAUGAUCUAAAAUUCUGUCUAAAUCUACUAUUCACUUACAGUUUGCAACGUAUUGCACAGUCAAGUGCUUGCAUUGAACGAAUUCGAACCUUCCUAAUCAGUGAAGAACUACAAAAUCAUGAUAUUGAAAACCAUGAAAAUGUAUGCAAGGUUCAGCCUCGUGGUGAAUCCACAAUAUUCGAUCUCCAACUAACAAAUAUAUCAGCAAAAUGGGAUCCAGACUCGAAUGAAAAGUCUCUCAAGAACAUUAAUUUUUCAGCGAAUGCUGGAUCCCUAACAGCAAUAAUUGGCCAAGUUGGUUCAGGAAAAACAAGUCUUCUUCAUCUGAUCUUAGGAGAACUUCCUCUUGAAAGUGGCACAAUUCAAACUAAUGGAAAAAUAGUUUAUGUGAGCCAAGAACCAUGGAUCUUUGCAUCCAGCAUCAGACAAAAUAUCCUCUUUGGUCAACCAUUGAACAAAAGUCGAUACGACAAAGUGAUUAAGGUUUGCCAACUGGAAAGGGAUUUAUCACUUUUUCCUCACAAAGAUCAGACAAUGAUUGGAGAAAAGGGUAUUAAUUUGAGUGGCGGUCAAAGAGCAAGAAUAAAUCUUGCUCGAGCUGUUUAUGCAGAAGCUGAUAUUUAUCUUCUUGAUGACCCACUCUCAGCUGUUGAUAUUCACGUGGGCAGAUACAUUUUCGAAGAAUGCAUUUGUAAAUAUUUAAAAGGAAAAACUCGAAUUUUAGUAACCCAUCAGCUUCAGUAUCUUCAAAAAGUAGACCAAACUUAUGUUUUUGACAGUGGUUCUGUUAUAAUGAGCGGAACCUUCGAAGAUUUGAAACACUCGAACUUAGAAUUUUUCUCGUUCGUGCAAAGUGAUGAUUAUGAUGAAAAGAAGGAAUAUUUUGAUAAUAAAGUGUUGCCUUCAGAAUUUGAGACACUAGAUAUAGUUUCUGAGCAGGAACAAGAAGGUGCAGUUGAACAUAGAACGAUGGGAAGCCUGUCCAAAAAAGUUUAUCUCUCUUAUUUUCAAGCAGCUGGAAGUGUUUGGAUCUUGAUUCUGGUCUUUAUUCUUUCUAUCUUGAUGCCGGUUGUCAUCAAUUGUGCAGAUUAUUUUUUACCUUACUGGGUGACUUGGAUGGAAGAACAUGAUAAUAACUUAUUGACAUAUAAUUUGGAAGGAAAAACAGAUGAAAGAAAUUUAGGGUCCGAUGGUUAUUGGUUCAUUUAUACCUACGCUGGAUUAGUAGUCGCAACAGUUGUUAUGAUUUUUCUUAAACAUUUUACGUUCCUUCUAAUGUGCAUGAGGUCAUCGAAAAAAAUUCAUGCUUCUGUCUUCCAGAGUAUUAUUCGCACUACGAUGGCUUUUUUUCAUGAUAAUGCAUCUGGAAGAAUUAUGAAUAGGUUCUCUAGAGACAUGGGAUUGAUGGACAAGUUUUUGCCUCAAUCCAUGAACGAUAUGUCAUCAAUGCUAAGCUGCGUUUUUGGAGUGAUGAUUUUGUCUGUUGUUAUCAAUUAUUGGCUGCUGAUACCACUUUCGUUCGCACUGUCAGUUUUGUUUUUAUUUAGGACAAUUUAUUGGAGAACUAGUCGCAGUGUCAAACGUUUGGAAGGAAUAAUGAAAUCGCCAAUCUUCAAUCAUCUGAAUGCUACACUUGACGGUAUCACAACAAUUAGAGCUUUUAAAUCAGAAAAGCUUCUAAUCAAAGAGUUUGAUGACCAUCAAGAUUUGCAUUCCUCAACUUGGUACCUUUUCAUCGCCUGCAAUCAAACUUUUUGCUACUAUAUAGAAGUGACAUUUGGAAUUUAUCUUGCUCUUAUUAUAGUUUCUUUCCUAGUAUUCAACGAUAGUACUUCAAAUGGAAACAUCGCCCUCAUUAUCGCCCAAACGAUGUCAAUUUCAGUUUUACUGCAAUGGGGGAUGAAUCAAUCUGUAGAUGUAGAAAACCACAUGACAGCAGUCGAAAGAAUCUUAGAAUACACACGAAUUCCAGAAGAGCCGUCACUCGACAGCAAACCUGAAAAUAAACCACCAAAAAACUGGCCCUCAGAAGGAAAAGUUGAAUUCAGAAAUGUAUGCUUAAAAUAUAGGCCAGAAGAUUCUUCAGUCUUAAAGAAUUUGAAUUUCAUUAUAGAACCCAAGGGAAAAGUAGGGAUCGUUGGAAGAACAGGUGCCGGGAAAUCUUCAAUGAUAGCAGCUCUUUUCCGCUUGGCAUAUUUGGAAGGCGAAAUUUAUAUUGAUGGGCUUGGAACCAGUAGUUUAAGUUUGCACGAUUUGAGGUCAAAAAUUAGUAUUAUUCCCCAGGAGCCUAUUCUUUUUGCUGGAACUUUGAGAAGAAAUCUGGACCCAUUUGACGAAUAUUCUGAUAAUGAUCUUUGGCAAGCACUGAUAGAAGUUGAAUUAAAGGCUGUUAUUGAUAAAACGUUGGCUGGCUUGUACACUAUAGUCACUGAUGGUGGGACUAAUUUUAGUGUUGGGCAAAGACAGCUUCUUUGUCUAGCAAGAGCUGUCAUUAGAAAAAACAGGAUUCUAGUUCUUGAUGAAGCAACGGCUAAUGUUGAUCCUCAAACUGAUAGUUUGAUUCAAAAAACGAUUAGAAGAAUAUUUGCAGAUUGCACCGUCUUUAUAAUUGCACAUAGAUUAAAUACUGUGAUGGACUGUGGUCAAUUUAUUGUGAUGGACGCAGGUAGCAUAGUGGAGUUUGACCAUCCACAUAUCUUGCUGCAAAAAGAGAAAGGUUACUUACAACAAAUGGUUCGACAAACUGGGCCUAAAAUGGCAGAAAUUCUCAAAAGAAUAGCAGAAACGAGUUACCGAAAGAGCCGGCAGAGCACCAAAUGAUAAAAAAUAUAUUUGUAAUUGCACAAAUUAAGAUAGUAAAAAAAAAACAGCAAUUUUUACUGAAUUAACUUCGUGACUUUGUAUUAUUUACGAACUGUAAUUUAUAAAGUCCUUAACUGAAUAUAAAUAUCCGGCUAGAUCAGAUUAAAAACGUUUCAAUUCAUUAAUAUUUUUAACAAUAGAGUCUAGAUAUACUAGAUUAUUCUUGAAUGAUCUUGAAUAUUAUUCUAUUCUUGAAAUUAUAUGGACUUUUAUAAACUACUAUGGAAUUUGUUGGAAUGUUCCACAAUAGAAUAUUUUACAACUAACUAACUUAUGGCUAGAGCGUAGAAGGCUGUAAGAUUGGUUUCGCUCUUUGUGCUGGCGUAUGAAUCACAGUGUAUCCGGGAAUGGAAAUUUCUUUCACUUGAAAAUAUGGAAUAGAAUAUGAUAUCUGCCGGCACAAUAUCAAGUGAGGGUGAGCGUAUUCAAAGCUUCUCGGAAAUAUCAUAAAUAAUAUUGAUUACUUAAUAAAUGUCACCUUGAAAGACUCAUUUCACACCAUACUGUCGUGGACUUGUACCACUGUGUAACUCAUCAAAUAAAGUUUCCAUAUCUACGGAUAUAGCCAUUAAACAAAAUAAAGGAUAAUUCCUAAUUAGACGGUCAUAUUUUUGGCCGUCUAUACGAUCCGUGCAAUCCAUACGAUCCAUAUGAUCCAUACGGUCAAAAUCGGCUAUAUUUGGAAAGAAUAGUGGAAUCUUCUGUUCAGUGAAUUUACAAGUGAUAUCAUUGAUUAUAAGGUGAUAUUCUUCUUCGAUUCAGUGAAUUCAUAAGUGAACAACUCCUCAUCUUCUACCGCAAGUAGCAAUGCCGAAACAGCUUAUGAUUACGAUUAUGUGGGUACGUUGGUC